Molecule: messenger RNA, 2025 nt
Organism: Colletotrichum karsti
Lineage: Eukaryota; Fungi; Ascomycota; Sordariomycetes; Glomerellales; Glomerellaceae
Product: duf803 domain membrane protein
Exons: 2
Coding region: 1-2025 (674 amino acids)
Biological process (GO): magnesium ion transport
Cellular component (GO): membrane
Molecular function (GO): magnesium ion transmembrane transporter activity
Source: RefSeq, a predicted model, not a curated record
AUGAUAGCCUCCGUGGUGAUCGCCGCUGACCCUGCGGCACGACCGGGCCACGGCGACGGCGACGACAACAAGGACCUACAGAACUGGUCUUCGCUGAUCGGCAUCAUCACAGCCAUUGUCGGCAACAUCCUCAUUGCCCUGGCCCUCAACGUCCAGCGCUACGCACACAUUCGAUUACACCGAGAACGCGUCCGAGUCCGACGGAGAGCGAAAGAGGCCCUCAAACAUGCCCAGAACGGAAACCAGACCGGUCCCUAUGGCUCUGUCGCUCGCGACAGUGCUGAUCGAGCCGAAGAACACCAUGACCACGGACACCACGAUGCGGGCGAAACCGAACCCCUAACAAGAUCCUUCCGCUCCGAAGAGUCCACCGGUUCCGACUAUUCCGGCGACGACGAGAAGGCCCCCUCCACGUACCUCAAGUCUCCAUACUGGUGGAUGGGACAGAUCCUGAUUACCUUGGGCGAGCUGGGCAACUUUUUGGCUUAUGGCUUCGCGCCCGCUUCGAUUGUGUCGCCCCUUGGCGUCGUUGCCCUGAUAUCCAACUGCAUUAUUGCGCCCAUGCUGUUCAAGGAAAAGUUCAGGCACCGCGACUUCUGGGGCGUCAUUAUUGCUGUUGCUGGCGUUGUCAUUGUGGUUCUGAGCGCCAAACAGGAGGAAACCAAGCUUGAUCCCGACGAUGUUUGGGGUGCCAUCACGACCUUGGAAUUCGAGAUCUACCUGGCAGUUACGAUAUCACUCAUCAUCGUCCUGAUGUGGGCGAGCCCAAGAUACGGCCACCGAACCAUCUUGAUAGAUCUUGGUCUGGUUGGUCUAUUUGGCGGCUACACGGCUCUUUCUACAAAAGGCGUAUCCUCCAUGCUUUCAUCGACCCUCUUGGGAGCCUUCAAGACCCCCGUUACAUACGCGCUGCUCUUCACUCUUCUGUUCACUGCAGUAAUGCAGGUGCGAUACGUCAACAAGGCUCUGCAGAGAUUCAGCUCCACCCAGGUCAUUCCUGUACAAUUUGUUCUAUUCACCCUCUGUGUCAUUGUUGGCAGUGCCGUCCUGUACCGAGACUUCGAGAGAACAUCGGCUGAACAAGCCGUCAAGUUUAUCGGCGGCUGUCUAUUCACCUUCUUCGGUGUCAUCCUCAUUACUAGUGGUCGACUAGAGGAGGAGAUCGAAGAUGGGAUGUCUGAUGUGGACGGAGUGGAGGAGACGAUUGGCCUCGCCGAGCAGGAUACCACGCAACCGCUUCCUCCUGCGUCAACCUCGAUCCCGUCUCCCAAAUCGCGGCGGUCCUCGAAGGCUUCCGUUGCGUACUCGGCAAACAAUGGCUCAAAGCCGUUCAGCAUGCAGCGCGAUUCGGGAAUUCCUUCGCUACGUGUCCCAACCGCCGCGUCAGCAGGAAACCUUGUCGGCGCGGAGUCCGAGCCCCUCCUGACCAACCCAUGGAGCAACAGCGCAGACGAGGUGCUUCCUCCGCCGGGCACACGGACAAUUUCGGAUGAAUCGAUAUCAACCUUUCCUCACUUGGGUUUCUCGCCGUCAGAGCCAGUUACGCCCAUGUACGACGGGCAGUUGCAACCCAGCUUCCCCACGGACAGGCCAGUCACGCCUCGUCCGCCGUUGCUCGGCCAGCGGCCUCACAGUCACCAGUACCAUCCGGGUCCGCUGUUUUCUCCAUCACCGUUGUCAUCUACGGUCAGCGCGGUGGUCAAGGACACUCUUCUUAGGAGCGCAGAAAGUCCUCUCCUGCGCAGAGCUUCCGUGAGAAGGUUGCGCUCAAGUAUAAGAGCCAGUCUUUACAUGCCCGAGGAUGACGAUGACACGAAUGGCGACCUUGAAAGACAAGACCUGAUGAGCAGAUCGAAUGGAAAUGACGGUGGGCCUCCCGAGCGCACUCGGACAGCAGGCGAAGGUGCGUCCAGAGAGCACCAGCCUGGCAGGCCACGAAGUUUGAGCGACACACUGGGCGAAUUCUUCAGAGUGAAAAGGAAAAGGAGAGACGUGAAUACCGACGCGGAAGAGGAUGAGGUAUGA